AGCUCUGCGUUUGACUUGCGAAGCACUGCUUUCUGUGGAGGGCGGAACCAUUGUGUCUGUCCGCGUUGAGCACCGGACCGAUUUGUGCGCUACACCCAAAGGAAAAACCUUUGGCCCUCAGCAACCAUGGCCGGGUCCGAGGCGGAUUCAAAGGCGCCGAUAAUGAAGCACCGCCGCACUACACUCGAACGGGUCGAAAAGUUUGUCUCCGGGACGUAUUUCCUCGACUGCAACCUCCGGGGAAGGUUGUUUGGCGAUACCUGCUCAUUGACAGCUCUCUCUUGCUUUGAAACUCCAAAACGAAUUCCAUAUGAUGAAGCAGUCAGGCAAGAAUUCAGACCUAUAAAAGUGGGGGAUGCUUUUGGACUCACGUGGCACACCUGCUGGUUUAAAGUAGAGCUCAGCGUCCCCAGAGAAUGGACAGGAAAGGAAGUCCACCUUCUUUGGGAAAGCGAAGGAGAAGGAAUGGUUUGGAGGGAUGGCCAACCUGUUCAGGGUUUGACUACAGAAGGUGAGAAGACCAGCUACAUAGUGACAGACAGUCUAAAGGAGACAGAUUCUCACAGCCUGACCCUGUAUGUGGAGGUUGCCUGCAAUGGUCUCUUUGGAGCUGGAAAGGAUAGCAUGAUCGCACCUCCUGAUCCAAACAAGAAAUUCUCCUUGCACAAAGCAGAGCUGGUGGUUUACAACAGGGAUGUCCAUGAACUUCUGGUGGACUUUGAGAUCCUUCUCGACAUGGCCAAGCUUCUUGGAGAAGAAAACCAGCGGAGUUUCCAAGUCCUUUAUGCAGCCAAUAGGAUGGUUAACCUUUGCGAUGUUACCAACCCAUCGACUUUUCAUGCAGUUCAUGAACUUGCCUGCUCUGUCUUCAGUCAGAAGAAUGGAGAGAGUCAGCAUACCAUCCAUGCAAUGGGCCACUGCCACAUUGAUUCUGCCUGGCUAUGGCCUUAUGAGGAGACGAUUCGUAAAUGUGCACGGAGCUGGGUGACUGUCGUUCAGCUAAUGGAGAAAAACCCAGAGUUCACCUUUGUGUGCUCACAGGCUCAACAGUUUGAAUGGGUGAAGAACUGGUAUCCUGGAUUAUAUACUGCAAUUCAAAAUUUUGCAAAACAAGGACGUUUCAUACCUGUUGGAGGCACCUGGGUGGAAAUGGAUGGGAACCUUCCAAAUGGGGAAUCCAUGGUUCGUCAGUUUCUGCAAGGACAGAGAUUCUUCCAGCAAGAGUUUGGCAAGAUGUGCUUAGAGUUCUGGCUGCCAGAUACAUUUGGCUACUCAGCCCAACUGCCACAAGUGAUGCGUGGAUGUGGGAUAUCACGUUUCCUGACUCAGAAGCUUAGCUGGAACCUUGUGAACACUUUCCCGCACAAUACCUUUCUCUGGGAAGGAAUUGAUGGCUCCCAGGUAUUGGCUCACUUCCCGCCUGCAGAUUCCUAUGGGCUUUCUGGUUGUGUGGAGGAGAUGUUGAAGACUGUGAAGAAUAAUAGAGACAAGGGUCGUGUGAACCACAGUGCUGCUCUCUUUGGUUUUGGAGAUGGAGGUGGUGGCCCUACACAGAAAAUACUGGACAGGCUAAAAAGAAUGAAGGACAUGGAUGGCUUGCCUAGGGUUCAGAUGUCAACACCGGACCAGCUUUUCUCUGCUCUGGAGAAGGAAAAGGUUCAGCUGUGUACUUGGGUUGGAGAAUUGUUCCUGGAGCUCCAUAAUGGCACAUAUACCACUCAUGGGCAGAUCAAAAAGGGGAAUUGGGAAUGUGAAGUUCUACUCCAUGAUAUCGAGGUUCUGAGUAGCAUUGCUCUUUCAAGGAAAAGUUCUUUCCAGUACCCUUCUGCAAAGCUUCAGCAUCUCUGGAGAUUGCUGCUCCUUAACCAGUUCCAUGAUGUCUUGCCAGGCAGUUGUAUCCAACUUGUAGUCGAGGAUGCCAUGAGAUACUAUGCAGAAAUUCAGAGUUCUGGUGCUGAGCUCCUGAAAGAUACAAUGCAGUCUCUGUUUGGAGACCUGUUGGAAAGCCAUGAAAAGGCCAGAGAAAGCAUCCUUGUGGUCAACACAUUGCCAUGGGAACGAACCGAAGUCAUUGCCAAAGCUGGCGCAGGAGGAUCGGAAACUUUAGCUCUGGUGACAGUUCCUAGCAUGGGUUACUGUGCCAUUCAGGAUUCAUUAUCUCCUCCGUAUCCGGUGACAGUGACAAAAGAGGCAGAUGGUUCAGUGAUCAUGGAAAAUGGUAUAGUCCGAGUUCACCUGGAUACUGUGGGGCGUGUGACUUCACUGUAUUUAAUAGAAUCUGAGAGAGAGUCCAUCACUGAAGGUCACUGUGCUAACCAGUUUGUGAUAUUUGAUGAUGUUCCUUUGUACUGGGAUGCCUGGGACGUGAUGGAUUACCAUUUGGAGACUAGGAAGCCUAUCACACAAGUCCUUAAACCAAUGGAAAUUAUCCUGUCGGGGAGGUUGCGUGGCAGUGUGAAGUUCUCUUUGCAGAUCAACCAGAAGAGCAUCCUUACCCAGGAAAUUAUCCUGGAUGCAGCAUCCCCUUGCGUCCGCUUUCAGACUCAGGUUGCCUGGAAUGAAGCCCACAAAUUCCUCAAGGUGGAAUUCCCAGUCAGGGUUCGCAGCUCAAAUGCUACAUAUGAGAUCCAAUUUGGCCAUCUCCAGAGACCAACACAUUGGAACACAUCUUGGGACUGGGCUCGCUUUGAGGUGUGGAGCCAUAAGUGGAUGGACCUGUCUGAACAUGGCUUCGGAGUGGCACUGUUGAACAACUGCAAAUAUGGCUGCUCAGUUCAUGGCAACGUGAUGAGCCUUUCCUUGUUAAGAGCACCAAAGUCUCCUGAUGCCACUGCAGAUAUUGGACACCACCAGUUUACCUAUGCAUUGAUGCCUCAUGUAGGUUCCUUCCAGGAAGCCCAGGUGGUCCACCAGGCAUAUAAUCUGAACUUCCCUCUCCACACCAUGCCAAGUAUCUCAGGGCAGUGUCCAUCUUGGAGUGCCUUCUCUGUACAGUCUCCAGCUGUUGUUCUGGAGACAGUAAAGCAGGCUGAGGACAGACCAAAUGCACUGAUCAUCAGGCUCUAUGAAGCUCACGGCAGUACGGUCAUCACUUGGCUCCAAACAUGUCUUCCAGUCCAAGAGGCAAUCAUGUGUGACCUCCUCGAACAGCCUGAUCCUAGCCAUUGUUUGGCACUGGGGGAGCAUGGUCUAAAGCUUUCCUUUACACCAUUCCAAGUACAAUCUGUGAUGCUGGUCUUGAAACAGCAAAGCAGUAAUUGAAUUGGUAGCAGCAUAAACUGCUGCUUGGAGUACUGAUUCACCAUUUCCAUGGGUUCAUUUUUCUGCUAAUCAUGAGAUAAGAGGUGGAAGAGUUGGCUUUAGGUUUGUACCCUGUGUGCUGUUUUUUAUUAGAAAACUCAGGUCUACCUAGAAGCCAGAUGGAAAACAGAGCAAGGAUGCAAACCUUCCUAAAUUUGGUUCUUGUGGGCCAGAAUGAACAAUUUUACUAUUUUCC
Molecule: messenger RNA, 3496 nt
Organism: Sceloporus undulatus (fence lizard)
Lineage: Eukaryota; Metazoa; Chordata; Lepidosauria; Squamata; Phrynosomatidae
Gene: MAN2C1
Product: mannosidase alpha class 2C member 1
Exons: 26
Coding region: 127-3261 (1044 amino acids)
Biological process (GO): mannose metabolic process; oligosaccharide catabolic process
Molecular function (GO): alpha-mannosidase activity; carbohydrate binding
Source: RefSeq, a predicted model, not a curated record